AUGCAUCAUAAGGUAUCUCAAGCUUCUGCAGCGUGCUCACCGUUUGAGUUGCUUGCAGAUUCUCUUCAUCCGACCUUGCAUCGCUGGACUCGACGUCCACAACGCUUUGUUUCUUUCACACCAUGCGACGACAAUUACUUCGGGUUACGGAUACAACCUGGCAGCCAUGGGAUUUCUGAUCUUCCUUCAUUAGCAUGGGGCAGAGACUCUGACUUUGUGCUCGACUUUGGCAUCCACAUGGUCGGGUAUCUGUCGUUUCGGAUUUCCUGUGUUGGCGCCAACAUGGACGCGCCAUGCAGACUUCGUCUCACAUUCGGCGAAUCUCCUUUAGAUGUUACCAUGUCAAUGGAUGGCGUGGAGACAUGGCUUAGCAAGGGCUGGUUGCCCGAUGAGAUCAUCAAUAUCGACGUCUGUCCUGACGAUGUCAAGAUCCGACGGCGCCACGCUUUUCGCUUUGUACGCGUCCAAGUUAUCGAUACAUCAUCCAACUUCAAAAUCGCCAUCUCUGACGUGGCCUGCGAGUGCGUUAGCGCCAUCAGUCAAGACCAUGAACUCGAUACUUUUGAGUUUGACGACCAGCUUCUUCAAGAUAUCGACCGUGUCAGCAUACUUACUCUCAGAGACUGUAUGCAGUCUGUCUUUGAAGACGGCCCACGAAGAGACCGGAGAAUGUGGAUUGGUGAUCUUCGACUUCAAGCACUAGCCAACUACAGUACACUCAAGGAUUUUGAUCUCGUCAAACGGUGCAUCUUGCAAUUUGCGGCUGUUUCGCGGACUGAUGGGUCUUUGCCUGCUUGCCUGUUCGAGAGGCCAACCCUGGUUGCCUCAGCCGACUAUCUCACCGAAUACGACUCCCUGUUUGGUAGUGUUGUUUAUGACUACGUUGCGGCAUCUGGGGACUUAGAAACUGGACGGUUAUUGUGGGCGACAGCGCUCGGGUGUCUUCGGCGGCCACUUCAACACGUCAACCCCAAAACCUUUAUCUUCGAACCCGAACGCAGCUCGGACAUCAAGUUCCUGGACUGGAACAGAGAGGUCGACACCACCGCAGGGUCUCAUGGAGUAAUGUUAUUCUGCCUCAAGCAAGUCGCGAAACUUGCACAGCUGUUGCAGCUUGAUUUCCCUCACCAGGAAAUGAUCAAGGGGAUGACUGAGGCUGCCCAAAUUUUCCUGUCCGACGGUCUGGUGGUAUCCGGCCCAAAAGCGCAGAUAAGUUACGCAUCAGCAUCCUGGCUUGUUCUCGCCGAAGCCUUUUCACCUGAAACCGCUCGUAGCGCUCUGCUCAACACCCUGGCUCAUCCCACCGCGAUCAAGCCCAUGACUCCGUACCUCUGGCACCAUGUCUGCGAUGCACUCAUCACAGCAGGCUGCUAUGGAGAGUGUCUAGAGAUUAUAAGAUCGUACUGGGGUGGCAUGGUCAAGGCUGGUGCUGAUACGUUCUGGGAGUGUUAUGACCCUUCGGAUGCACGGACAAGCCCAUACGGAGAUGUGAGGAUGAAUAGUUUCUGUCAUGCGUGGAGUUGCACGCCCACCCUCCUCCUUAGAAAUCAACUUUUAAAUGAGGUUAGUGGCAAAGCGUCUGGAAAGAUAACGAUGCGAGAGCUAGACAACAAUAUGGUUAAACGGGCUAUUGGGACAUCAUAG
Fusarium vanettenii 77-13-4 is the source of this 1644-nucleotide messenger RNA. RefSeq lists its product as uncharacterized. NCBI's taxonomy places the organism in Eukaryota, Fungi, Ascomycota, Sordariomycetes, Hypocreales, Nectriaceae. Gene Ontology annotation, biological process: carbohydrate metabolic process. The record is from RefSeq and is a predicted model, not a curated record. The transcript has a single exon. The coding region runs from base 1 to 1644 and encodes 547 amino acids.